Quercus robur (English oak) is the source of this 1422-nucleotide messenger RNA. RefSeq lists its product as uncharacterized. The coding region runs from base 99 to 1247 and encodes 382 amino acids. The transcript has a single exon. NCBI's taxonomy places the organism in Eukaryota, Viridiplantae, Streptophyta, Magnoliopsida, Fagales, Fagaceae. The record is from RefSeq and is a predicted model, not a curated record.
UUCCUACCGCUCCUUUAUAUAUUCAUCUGUCUCUGCUAAGAUCCUUUGCAACUUGUACCUUCUUCUUCUCUACCAAAAACAUAGGAAAAACUACAGAAAUGGAGGUGGUGAUACCAGCAUCAAGAAUGGAUUUCGACUUCAACCAUUCGCGUCCUUCUUUGCCACACUUGAGCGCUCCUUCUACACCUAGACGUAUUGGUGAGUACUACUUCAGUGCUCCAUCAAGCCCAACACGCAUGUCUGAGUUUUACCAGGACCUCAAUGAGUUCUCAAGGAUGAAUGAAAGCUAUGAAAGAAAAGGAAAUGCGCCUUCCAUGGUUCCUUUCGACUGGGAAGAAAAGCCUGGUACACCUAAGUUGCCUAAGGGGAGUAGUGGCACCAAGAAUGAUGAUGAUUUUGCUUUUGAUUUUAGUGAAGACUUAGAGAAGGCUUCUCUCUCAGCUGAUGUGCUCUUUGAUGGUGGCAAAAUCAGGCCUUUGAAGCCUCCACCUCGGCUUCAACUUGGCAAUAAAGUUUAUGAGUACACAAACCAGAAAAGCCCACUUUUAUCUCCGAGGUCACCUAGAUCACCAAUAUCACAAGGGAGGAAGAUGGUUCUGGAUGCCUUUUCACCUAGAAGAAAGAAAGAUACUGACCCGUUUGCGAAGGCAGUGGAAGACACACGUAAGCAAGCCGGACAAGAAAGAGGGCGAGAGAGAACUCCAGCCAAGUCAUCCUCGAAUUCAGGCCGCAAAUCAAUAAGGUCACUCUCUCCUAUCAGGGUUGCUGAGGUUCCAUGGGAAGAAGAAGAAGAAGAAGCAGCAGAAGAAGAAAAGACACAACAAAGCACUAAACAAUCCUCAUUGAAUUCAAAGGCAUCAAUUUCUGCUGCUACUUAUUCUUCGUCUUCCUCUUCAAAGAGUUCUAAGAAAUGGAGCCUAAAAGACUUUCUGUUGUUUCGGAGUGCAUCUGAAGGGCGAGCAACAGACAAAGAUCCAUUCAGGAAGUACACAGCUGUGUACAAGAGACAUGAAGAUACUAAGAUAGCAAGCUUCCGGUCCACAGAUGGUUCUGGUUCAGUGACCGGCUCCAAGAGAAGGGGACCAGUUUCAGCCCAUGAGUUGCAUUAUACCACGAACAAAGCAGCAUCAGAGGACUUGAAGAAGAAAACUUUCUUGCCAUACAAACAGGGGAUUCUAGGGCGACUGGCAUUCAAUCCCGCCAUCCAUGCACUCGCAAAUGGCUUUGGAACACUUGGACGUUCAUGAAUCUAGACAUAUUGUUAAGAUUUUUUUUCCUAUUUUUUGUUGUAUAAAAAUAGUUUUUUGUUCCCCCAACUGUAGAUUCUCAAAUGAACUAAAUGUGUGGUUCAUAAUUCUAUUGUGCAGUGUAAAAACUUACUGCAUUCAUGAAAAUGUGAAGCUCACCAAUAUUUACUCUUUA